UAGCUGUGAGUGAACUUGGACUCCGUCCAUCUGCAGAUUUUUAUUGAUCGUAUAAAAUGUUUUAAAGCUGCAGGUUGUCAUGAGCAGAGACGAGCCCGGGGCUGCCCUGGCCUACAUCUGUCACUGUCCCAAUCAAUACAGACGAUAGAAGAAGAAGAAGAAGAAGUCAAUCGCCCGUUCAGCCUGAUGAUGAUGCAGUGUGCUGAUUGGCUGAUCCUCUGUGCCUGGCCCCUCCCUCCUCUCUCCAUAAAUAACACAGCAGACACCUCAGAGCCUCACACGUCUGCAUCCAUCCCACCAACAGGAAACUUCUCUGGAACUUUCUCACGCUUUUUUUUUAUUGGCCCUUAAAGCAGCAUCACAAAAACCCUUUUUUUACACGCUGAGAGCUGAGUCUUUGAAUGCAUCACUGACUGUAUCUUCUUGUUGUUGGAUUUGUCAGAUUUGUUUUGGAGUUUUGUGAUUCUGGCUGUUGGAUCCGGUCAGGAUGGAGCUGAAGGACUUUUGUUUGACGGACGACUAUCAUCAUUUCCUGAGUCCACAACGCCUCUUGGACUCCUCCUCUUCCUCCUCCUCCACUGAUGAAGCUCCCUCUCCGGCCUCCUCCCUCCUCCACUCCUCCUCCCCCAUCAGCCCCCCCUUUCCCCUGGAGAGCCCCUCACACCAUGCCUUCCUCCUCCCCAGGCGCACCUCCUCCUCCUCCUCCUCCUCCUCCUCUUGCUCCUACGGCCUCCUCUGUGGAGCACCAGAGCCCGACUCCCCGACAGGAUCCAGCUCCAGUGGUGGAGGAAGCCUUCUCGGUGGCGCUGUGGUGUCAGAAGCUGCGGCGCGGUUUUCCGUUUCACAGACAGAUUUGUUUGCCGUGCAGGUGGACUCCAUCCUGAGGGGGGACUACCUGACGUCGCUGGGCGCCGCCGGGCCGAAGAGGCUCUGUCUGGUGUGCGGGGACUUUGCUUCCGGGUAUCACUACGGCGUGGCAUCCUGCGAGGCCUGCAAGGCUUUCUUCAAGAGGACCAUCCAAGGCAACAUCGAGUACAGCUGUCCGGUGAUGAACGAGUGCGAGAUCACCAAGAGGAGGAGGAAAGCCUGUCAGGCCUGUCGCUUCCGUAAAUGUCUCCAGGCCGGGAUGAUGAGGGAGGGUGUUCGUAUGGAUCGAGUGAGAGGAGGGCGACAGAAGUACAAGAGACGGGCGGAGACCGGACUCAGUUUUUACUCAAAGACCCCGUACCCCCACCCCGUCAGCAGCCGGAACAAGGUGAUUUCCCAUUUGCUGCUGACAGAGCCCGCCCCUCUAGCUGCCAAUCAGGACGAAUCGACCAAUGACAGCAGCCUGAGGACCCUGCUGACCCUCUGUGACCUCCUGAACAGAGAGCUGCUGGUCCUGAUUGGCUGGGCCAAACAGAUCCCAGGCUUCUCCGGGCUCUCAUUGGUCGACCAGAUGUCGCUGUUGCAGAGCGGUUGGAUGGAGGCGCUGCUGGUGGGCGUGGCCUGCCGGUCGCAGUGCUCUGCGGGGGAGGAGCUUGUGUUUGCCGGGAACCUGCGGCUGGACGAGGCUCAGUGUCGAGACGCCGGAUUGGCCGAACUGUACGAAGCGCUGCGGCACCUGACCGCCAAAUACCAGGGGAUGCACCUGAGCCCCGAGGAGGCGGUGACGCUGAAGGCCAUGGCUCUUGCUAACUCUGAUGUGGACCUGUUGGACUGUCCGGACUCUGUGCAGAGGUUCCAGGACGAGCUCCAUGAGGCCCUGCAGGAGUACGAGGCGUCCCGCAGGGAGCAGCACCGGGCGGGCCGGAUGCUGAUGAGUCUCCCCCUGCUCAGACAGACGGCGGGCCGAGCCGUGGAGGUCCUCCUGAGGCUGCACCGCCAACGCUGCGUACCCCUCCACAAACUGCUGCUGGAGAUGCUCGACGCCAAGUCCUGAACCCCAUCAGACUGAGACCAGGACGAAACUUUAUAUCAUCAUCAUCAUCAAUCUUUGAACCAGGAUCAUUAUCAGUCCAGGACCAGGACGAUCUUAAUCAACUCAGGAACACAAUCAUGAAACUUUUAUCGCUCUGGGACAAGAAUCAUGAUUCACUGAUUCACAGGCUGCUGACAGAAAAUCUAUUUUUCUAACUGCUUAUAUUUUUUAUUUUGUAAAUGUGACUCUUUAAGAAAAACUCUGGCUGCAACUCUUUACAUCUUAUCCUCCCAAUAGAUUUAAAAGAGCUCAGUACAGAGAUGCUAAAGUUAGCUUAGCAUCCUGCAGUUUCAGUCCCAAAUGUGAGUUCUCCAACAUGACCAUUAAUCCCCUCUAACAUUAGUAGGAAGCGUAAAGCUAAUUAGGCUAAUGAAAUAAACCUUGUCAAAUACGCUGCAUUCAGGUGCUCCUCGGACGCUCCAAGUUUCCGAGUUGGGAGGUCGUUCUUCUGAGUGUUUUCACGUUCUUUUUCUGAAAGUCUGAAUGUUUUGACUGGAGCGUUAACG
This is a messenger RNA of Labrus mixtus (cuckoo wrasse), 2466 nucleotides long. It is a transcript of the gene esrrd, whose product is annotated as estrogen-related receptor delta. Gene Ontology annotation, molecular function: sequence-specific DNA binding; DNA-binding transcription factor activity; zinc ion binding. The transcript is spliced from 8 exons. Gene Ontology annotation, biological process: regulation of DNA-templated transcription. The coding region runs from base 488 to 1921 and encodes 477 amino acids. The record is from RefSeq and is a predicted model, not a curated record. Lineage: Eukaryota; Metazoa; Chordata; Actinopteri; Labriformes; Labridae.